ACAGAGUCGAGGAAUAAUGCGUUGAUCAGGGUGUAUCUCUCCGUGCGCAUAGCUGCUCUACAUAUGAACUCGCCUCGUGCAGGUGAAAGAUGCAGUCUGUUACUGCUCACUUGUCGGAGGGGGCGUGUGUCAGUCUCGCUUUUCUCAAUCAGAAGUGGACAUCAGAAGCGUAAUGAAAUCAGAGUAUGAAGCCAAGAUGAGUUGUGCUCAGGCUGAACAAGAAGACAGGCCUGCUCAUUCCAGUGUCAACACAAGCCCCAGCAGGAAUGCUAAUCUUGCUACUAGCAAUACACCAAGCCCCAACACCAGUGCAACCUCAAAUCCAAGUGCUAUCUUCAACCGCAAUGCGACUGCUAACCCAAGCGACGAGAUGGAGUGCAAGAUCUGCUAUCAGCGCUACAACGUUCAUAGCCGGAGACCUAAGAUACUGACCUGCCUGCACCGGGUGUGUGCUCGCUGCCUUAACAAGAUACUGGACAUCGGGGACGGAUCCGGUUCCAUCUGCUGCCCCUUCUGCCGUCACGAGACACGGGUCAGCGACUAUGAAGUCACAGGACUUCCGGACGACUCGAACAUCAUGUCGGUGCUCGCUGUCCGGGACAAGUCCUGGAGCUCGGACCACAGCAAGGAGGUGGUGCUCACGCCCAAAAGUCUGUCGUCUAGCAGCAGUCCACACCACGAGUCUUCGAACUGCCUCGUCAUCACUAUAAUGGAGGUCCAGAGAGAUGUGCAGCAUCUGGCCAGCCGUACCGGUAGCUCCGACGAUUACGGUGAGGACAGCCUGGACUCCGUAUCCGUAGCAUCAAACAGUGGCACCAUGGACCAGGAUGCAUUCUCCAAGAUUUGCAAUCACGUGCCAAGAAUUCUUGUCUGGCUACUGGGCUUCUUUUACUUUGGGUCCCUGCCGCUCGGCAUAUAUUUGUUGGUGAUUCAAAGGGUCACUCUGGGCAUCGUUUGUGUCAGCCUGGUGCCCUCCAGUCUCACUGUAUGUCUCGUGUACGGAUUCUGCCAGUGCCUGUGUCAAGGCGUGUGUGAAUGCUGCAGCCGGAGCUGACUGGACAUGAACAAACUUAACACUGUAUUUGUGGUACAGAAGGGGGUAACUAGUGACGUAAAUACACUUUUCUAAAUAAACUAAGGGCUCUAA
Molecule: messenger RNA, 1147 nt
Organism: Trichomycterus rosablanca
Lineage: Eukaryota; Metazoa; Chordata; Actinopteri; Siluriformes; Trichomycteridae
Exons: 2
Coding region: 173-1054 (293 amino acids)
Source: RefSeq, a predicted model, not a curated record